AUGCAGCUGCUAUCCCAGCUCACGGCGGCGCUAAGGAAGGCGUGGACACCGUCCUUCCUGCGGGAUGUACUGUGCGAGUUCCUGGGCACGACUCUCUUUCUAUUUGCAGGCCUGGCUUCGGUGGUUCUGUGGCCCGCUGACUUGGCCCCCGCUGCAAACUUCCCUCUGGACCCUGUAGGCCUGGCCCUCAAGUGCAGCUCCAGCCCUCUACAUGUUGCCCUGGGCUUUGGGCUCUCCCUGGUUCUCGUGACUACCUGCCUUGGGCCCAGAGCCUCCGGGGGUGUCCACCUGAACCCAGCUGUCUCCCUGGCGUUGGCCCUGGGCCUGAGGGUUAGCCCCUGGCGAGCCGUGCUCUACAUUGGCGUGCAGCUCCUGGGGGGUAUCUGUGCCUCCGCCACCCUUCACGGGAUUAGCUCAGCCCCCCUCUGUGGGGAGGGAGCCCUGAAUCAGCUGGCCCCAGGAGUCUAUUCUUCCCAAGCCUUUGCUGUGGAGAUGUUCAUCACCUUUAUUCUUGCGCUUGUCGUCUUUGCAACCGGCCGUCCCGAAUCCCCCUUCCAGCAGCUUGGUCCCGUUGCGGUCGGUCUCUCGGUCACCGUGGGGCACCUGGUCACAAUGAGUUACACUGGCUGUGAGAUGAACCCAUCCAGGUCUUUUGGCCCAGCUGUGAUGGCUCUGAACUUCAAAAAUCAGUGGGUGUACUGGGCAGGGCCUUGUGCAGGGGCGAUGUUGGCCGCCGUGCUUCGUGACGUGGUGCUGCGUCCCCGCUGGGGUUGCCUUAGGGACUGGCUGCUCGAGUUCCGGGGAGCUGUCCUCCUCAGCCCUCGCAGCGAGCCCACCAGCCUGGAGCACACAGGGGCACCCGGCGACCCCCCCCCACAACCAGGAGCAAGGAUGUGA
Messenger RNA from Scleropages formosus (Asian bonytongue), 897 nucleotides. RefSeq names its product lens fiber major intrinsic protein-like. The transcript is spliced from 4 exons. Gene Ontology annotation, biological process: hyperosmotic response; renal water transport; carbon dioxide transmembrane transport. Gene Ontology annotation, cellular component: membrane. The record is from RefSeq and is a predicted model, not a curated record. NCBI's taxonomy places the organism in Eukaryota, Metazoa, Chordata, Actinopteri, Osteoglossiformes, Osteoglossidae. The coding region runs from base 1 to 897 and encodes 298 amino acids. Gene Ontology annotation, molecular function: ammonium channel activity; water channel activity; carbon dioxide transmembrane transporter activity.